Salvelinus fontinalis (brook trout) is the source of this 4637-nucleotide messenger RNA. RefSeq names its product protein phosphatase 3, catalytic subunit, beta isozyme (gene ppp3cb). The transcript has 14 exons. Gene Ontology annotation, molecular function: calmodulin binding; calmodulin-dependent protein phosphatase activity. The record is from RefSeq and is a predicted model, not a curated record. Gene Ontology annotation, biological process: calcineurin-NFAT signaling cascade. The coding region runs from base 329 to 1894 and encodes 521 amino acids. Gene Ontology annotation, cellular component: cytoplasm; cytosol; calcineurin complex. NCBI's taxonomy places the organism in Eukaryota, Metazoa, Chordata, Actinopteri, Salmoniformes, Salmonidae.
UGGGAGUUCCUCCUUUCGCCAUUCCGGGGUGUCGCCGCACCACAGAGCGCACUGAGGGAGUCCUGCGAAGAGAGGCAGCCUAGUACGCUCCAGGCCUCUUCACACCUUCAUCCAGGCCACACGGUGCCCCAGCAUGCCCCAGAAGACAGGUAUCCGCUCAUUAUUUCCCCAGAGACCCGCCGCAGACCUCCCCAGCAGCCCCGUUUGAAAGAUUACGAAGACACCGAGGGAUGCUACUGCAGCAAACGCACCCCGCAACUGCAAACAUUCUCGACGUCUGCCCGAGGACCAGAUACAUUUGGUUGGCCCCUGACAGAAGCCCCCGAGGAUGUCCGACAGCGGUGCGAGCAUGAACUCCGACGAUCGGCCGGUUAAAACGGUCCCCUUCCCUCUGAGCCACAGGCUCUCCAUGAAGGAGGUGUUUGACUGUGAGGGGAAGCCCAGAGUAGACCUGCUAAAAGCCCACCUCACCAAGGAGGGUCGUCUGGAGGAGGUGGUGGCCCUACGUAUCAUCAAUGAGGGAGGCGCCAUCCUGCGCCAGGAGAGGACCAUGCUGGAUAUAGAGGCCCCAGUCACAGUGUGUGGAGAUGUCCACGGUCAGUUCUUUGACCUGAUGAAGCUGUUUGAGGUGGGCGGUUCCCCCGCGACGACACGCUACCUCUUCCUAGGGGACUACGUGGACCGGGGCUACUUCAGCAUUGAGUGUGUGUUGUAUCUGUGGUCGUUGAAAAUCCUCUACCCAAAGACGUUAUUUCUUCUAAGAGGAAACCAUGAAUGUAGACACUUGACAGAAUAUUUCACUUUCAAAACAGAAUGUAAAAUAAAAUACUCUGAGCAGGUGUAUGACUCGUGUAUGGAUGCGUUUGACUGCCUGCCGCUGGCUGCUCUGAUGAACCAGCAGUUCCUGUGUGUCCAUGGAGGGCUCUCGCCAGAGAUCCACACGCUCGACGACAUCAAAAAGCUGGACAGGUUCAAGGAGCCUCCAGCGUUCGGACCCAUGUGUGACCUGCUGUGGGCCGACCCACUGGAGGACUUUGGCAACGAGAAAACACAAGAAUACUUCGGCCACAACACAGUCAGGGGCUGCUCCUACUUCUACAGUUACCCUGCGGUGUGUGAGUUUCUACAGACCAACAACUUAUUGUCUGUCAUCAGAGCACAUGAAGCGCAGGAUUCUGGGUACCGGAUGUACAGAAAGAGUCAGACUACAGGCUUCCCCUCCCUCAUCACCAUCUUCUCAGCACCUAACUACCUGGACGUCUACAACAACAAAGCGGCGGUUCUGAAGUAUGAGAACAACGUGAUGAACAUCCGCCAGUUCAACUGUUCCCCUCAUCCCUACUGGCUGCCCAACUUCAUGGAUGUCUUCACCUGGUCCCUGCCCUUCGUUGGAGAGAAAGUGACAGAGAUGCUGGUGAAUGUUCUCAGUAUCUGUUCAGAUGAUGAGCUCAUGGAGAAUGACGGAGAGGAAGAGGUCUAUGAUGCCAAUGCAGCGGCAGCUAGGAAAGAGGUGAUCAGGAACAAGAUCCGUGCCAUAGGGAAGAUGGCCAAAAUGUUCCAAGUGUUACGGGAGGAGAGUGAGAACGUACUGACCCUGAAGGGACUGACACCCACUGGCAUGCUGCCCAGUGGAGUUCUGUCAGGAGGCAAGCAGACUCUGCAGAGCGCUACCAUUGAGGCCAUUGAAGCCAUCGAUCCUGUUGAGGACUCAGAAGCGACCCGAGGCUUCUCUCCUCAACAUAAGAUCAAUAGCUUUGCGGAGGCCAAGGGUCUGGACCGGAUCAACGAGCGCAUGCCCCCCCGCCGUGACGCCGUCAACAGUGUGGGUGUCUCCAUGGGCCGCAUGAACAUGGGGGAGCCCAACGGCACCGACAACAACAGCAAUAUACAGUGAUGCACACACACACAUUUAUACAUAAACACUAAUACACACACUUAGAUAUAAAGUACAUACUCACACAUACACACAUUUAUACAUAAACACUAGUACACACACUUAGAUAUAAAGUACAUACCCACACAUACACACAUUUAUACAUAAACACUAGUACACACACUUAGAUAUAAAGUACAUACCCACACAUACACACAUUUGACUUACACACUUAAAUUAAAACACACUUACGGUAAACACAUACUUAGACAUACACUUAAACAGGGAUCAUACAGAAAACACAGUAAACAUAUAGAUCUACACGUAUACACUAAUGGUACACACACCAUCCUCCUCCCCCUACCCUGGCCUGUUGCCCCCCAGCCCUUCUCUCUACCCGUGUGACAAGACUGUGCCAUGGAUGGAUCAGACCUCCUAUUGGACAAACUGUACUGCAGGUUCCAUCAUUCCCUGACCUGGUCACACACUACUACAGACCCCUGACCACCUGACCACACUACACUACGGAACACUCUACUGGACGUUCUGGAACACUCCAAUGCAAAACAAAGAGCUACUGUUCUGUUCUAAUUGUGUAGUGCGGCUGACUGGGUGACAGAUGUUACCUUUCUGUUGUGUUGGGGGCAGAGGGAGGGUGGGGCUGACUGGGUGACAGAUGUUACCUUUCUGUUGUGUUGGGGGCAGAGGGAGGGUGGGGCUGACUGGGUGACAGAUGUUACCUUUCUGUUGUGUUGGGACAGGGGAAGGGUGGGGAUUGGGGAGUGAAGGCAUGUAGGUGAGAGGUCGACGGGAGCUGAAGUGGCAUGCGGGGGAGGUACUACCUGUCCGUGAUUUACAGUUUCCUCUUCUCAUUUUAAAACAGGAAGUUGUGUCAUCCCUGUCGGUGGUUUACUUCAUUCAUUUUAUUUUAUAAGAUAUCUAGAUAGGGUGAUGGAUCGUUGUCAUGGCGUCUGUGAGUUUAUUUGUGUAUGCGUUUGCAUCUGCGUGUGAAAUUUGAAUGCCAUUUUCAUCUGCAAACAUACAUGGUAGUGCUUUCGAAUAUGUUUUGCUACUAGUACUAUAUGAUAAUAACAGGACAUUGAAAUUAAACAUACUAUUUAUUAACUUCAAGGAAAAGAUGAAGUUGUCAGAAGGUUCAAAAUGCAGUCUUAUUACCUGAGUGUUCUCCAUCUUAUUAAGCCAAUAUGCUCCACUGGCCAGUUAGCCAGUGCUGAGGUGGCACACAGAGUUCACAGAGUUCACAGUACACUCACUACACCCCCUAAAGUCCCCCUAAAGUCAGAUAAACAAAACUGACCGUUCAUCACAUUUAGGGGCAAUGUCUGUCUGUUCCACUCUUAUGUUCUAUUGCUGCCAAGUCAGAUGAUUUCCAAAACUGAUCUUAUUUCAGUUUUAAGGACACCUUUUUACCACUGUUACAUAUUUUACUUGCUGGGACUAUCUACACUUUUAUGUUCUAUUGCUGCCAAGUCAAUCAUAGAAAUAGAAAGCAUAGAAUGGACACCUGUAUGUUUGUUGGCAUGCAAUCAGAAUCAGCAAUGAGUGAUGUCUGUUCUAUGCAUUCCAUUUCUAUGGUGUCCUCUUAUGUGCUGUCCAGUAGCCUAUAACCUGUGUCGGCUGUACUGGAGUAAGUCCCUAUAUAUGCUGUUUUGUUCUACUUUGAAAAUGAAAUGGUGUUUUUGGCUGAGUGUGAACAGUGACUAACAGAAGGUUAUUUAUUUGUAAAGCAUUUAUAAACGCAUCAGUGCAUGCAAUUAAGUUAUUUGAUAAUAAUAAUGUGAAAUUCUAUUUGUGCCGUGUUUCAGUAUGGUAAGUUAUUUUUAUCUUCUUGCUUCAAAUGAACUAAGGGAUGAUAUUUAUUUGUGAAAAAAACAUUUUCCAGUUUUUAUUUUAUUUGGGGAUUUCGUUUUUUAUUUCAUUUGAGGUUUUUCAUGACUGUAUUAUGAGUUCAUGUAUUAUUUUAUUUUGAUGCUGUACAGACUAGACGUUUGUAUGAGGUGCCAUGCGUUGUAACUCUAUCGCUCCUCUCUGAUGUGCAGGAGUUAUUUUGAAACCUACACUUAGAAAAAAGGGUUCCAAAAUGGAUCUUCGGUUGUCCCUAUAGGAGAACCCUUUUCGGUUCCAGGUGGAACCGUUUUUGCUUCCAGGUAGAACUUUUUUGGGUUCCAUGUAGAACCCUCUGUGGAAAGGGUUCUAAAUGGAAUUCAGAAAGGUUCUACCUGGAACCAAAAAGGGUUCUUCAAAGGGUUCUCCUAUGGGGACAGCCAAAGAACCCUUUUAGGCACUAGAUAGCACUUUUUUUCUAAGAGUGUACAAUAGUGUGAAUGAAUAACCGUACUAUAAAAAGACACAGACUUACAUUCAGGCAGCCAAAGCAUGAUUGCAUGGAAAACUCAUCUGUAAAAGCAGACACAGUUACAGAAGUUGUCUCACACAUUUUAAAGGAAAAGUGUAUUCUCUAAUCAUAAUUCUUAAAUUAUAUUCUUGUUAUUUAAUAUUAUUAUUAUUAUAUUUAUGAUUAACAUUAUUCUUAAGCUCUCUGCUAAUUGCUCUUGCGUUUUGCUGAUCCUUGUUUGGUCUCAUUGUGCUUUAUUUUGAGAGGUGAACUUACCGGAGACCUCGUGCCAUAUAGUUUGUGCCAUGGUUCUCUCUCGGACUCCCUUAUUACACAAACUGUAAGCAUGCCCCAUGGGACAAACCACUUUUUUACUCUUGAAUAAAAUAUGCAUGAACCUUUGGCAUA